Molecule: messenger RNA, 1473 nt
Organism: Didymodactylos carnosus
Lineage: Eukaryota; Metazoa; Rotifera; Eurotatoria; Philodinida; Philodinidae
Source: the annotation of a GenBank genome assembly
AUGGAUACCCCCAGAAAUGAAAGUGGUGAACAAGCUAUUCAUCGACCAAAUUUAGUUAUAAAACGAUGGCGUAAAAUAGCAAAAAUGAUAAAAAAAAAUGAUCCAGAAGAAGAUUCCGAAGAAGAGGAACCUCAAUUAAACGUGAAUCCACCACCUGUCAUGGAUACAAAACAUCGUUUUUUUAUUGGAAAAGAUUAUGCGAAUGCAUAUGACAAAGAUUUUGAGCUUUUAGAUAAAUUUAAUGAAGAUUUUAUUGAUCGUAAAAAAGUGGUAAGAAUGCCAUGGCAUGACGAAGCACUGGUUGUAUUUGGAGAAGUAGCACGAGAUGCUGCUCGACAUUUUAUUCAACGUUGGAAUAUUCAUAAGAGUGAAAAAUUUAAGUAUGAUGAUUCCUAUCCAUUUUUAUUACCUAAAACAUAUAGUGAUAAAGAUGAAUUGAGUGUAAAAAAUUGGAAAAAGUUCCUUGAUUCAAAACCAUUUCAAGUUAAUGCACAGUUUGUACGUUCUGUCGGUCCUUGGUCAUGUGGAACUAAAACAAUUGAGGCUUCCAUUCAAAAUGCCUAUAUUCAAUUGAUCGGUGAAGCACAACAUUUUAUUUAUAUUGAAAAUCAAUUCUUUAUAACUGGUGAAAAUUCUCAAAUACAUAAUCAGAUAGGAGAUGCAUUAUAUCAAAGAAUACUUCAAGCUCAUACAUGUAAUGAAAAAUUUCGUGUAUAUAUUAUUUUACCACUUUUACCUGGAUUUAAUACUCAAAAUGCUGUUUUCGCUGUUUUAUAUUUUAUUAUGUGUUCAAUAACAAAAGGAGAUAAAUCAUUAUAUAGAAAAUUGGAGAAAGCAGGAGUUCCACCGGAUGAUUAUAUUAGCUUUUUUGGUAUGCGUGCACAUGAUGUUCUAAUGGGUGAAUUAGUUCAAGAGAUAAUCUAUGUUCAUUCAAAGUUAAUGAUAGUCGAUGACAAAAAGUUAAUUUGUGGUAGUGCUAAUAUUAAUGAUCGUUCACUAUUAGGACAUCGAGACAGUGAAGUAGGCGUUGUUAUUUAUGAUCUUGAAGAAGAGGAAACAAUAUUUAAUGAAAAAACAGUUCAAGUUGGAAAAUUUUGUUCAAGUUGGAGAAGAAGAUUAUUUAAAAUGAUGUUAGGUAUUCAAUACGAUAAUCCAGAAAAUAUUAACGUUGAUGAUCCUGUAUCAGAUAAAUUUUAUUAUGAAUUUAGAGAUAUAGCACGUAAAAAUACGCUUAUCUAUGAAGAAGUUUUUUGGACAUUGCCAACUGAUCGAGUUCGAAAACUUUGUCAAGUAUCAUCGUAUAAUAGUCAACCAAAACUGAAAGAUACAGAUCCAUAUAAAGCUCAAGAAAGAUUAAAAGAUAUAAAAGGCCUAAUUGUUGAAUAUCCAUUAUAUUUUCUAAAUGACGAAAACUAUUUACAACCGAACUAUACAACUCCUGAAGGUUUAAUACCAGUUGUGACGUGGACGUAA